Molecule: messenger RNA, 1699 nt
Organism: Megachile rotundata (alfalfa leafcutting bee)
Lineage: Eukaryota; Metazoa; Arthropoda; Insecta; Hymenoptera; Megachilidae
Gene: DCTN4-p62
Product: dynactin subunit 4
Cellular component (GO): dynactin complex
Source: RefSeq, a predicted model, not a curated record
AUAUGUUUCAUGUAUAAUGCAUAAGUACACGCACCUCUGACAAAAAGUAGAAAGUGUCACUUCAGAUUUCUUCUGACAGUCAUUUUUUUAAAAUUAAUUUUUAAUCAUGUCAUAUCUGAAUCAGCCUAGUUAUGUGCAAUACGUGUGUAACUGCGGAUCUUUGAAACCGAUUUCAAAGAUUUAUUUUUGCAGACAUUGUUCAAAAAUUCGUUGCGGUUAUUGUGUAUGUCAAGAGGUGGAUUCACAUUAUUGUCCUAAUUGUAUGGAGAAUUUACCAUCGUCAGAAGUUCGCCUUAAAAAGAACAAAUGUUCAAAUUGCUUUGAAUGCCCUUGCUGUUUUCAAACUUUAUCUACAAGAGCUGGACAUGUUCCUUUAAGAGUAGCACCUUCAGAUGGAGAGGAUCCUAAAGAUGUUAAAACAACACCUAAAAAAGUUUAUUACUUAUUUUGUUCAUUAUGUCGAUGGACUUCCAGAGAUGCUGGUAUUCCAGAUCAGUCUGUAGCUACUGGAGGUUGGCCUGAACAAGAAAACCCUCAUACGAAUCGUAUAAAUGCAUUAAUUGAUUAUCAUAAAAUAUUGGGUUAUAUAGAAAGACAACAUCGUGAGAAGAAGAAAUUUCGGCCAAAACGUCUUUAUUCACAAAUGAAUAUGUUAACUAUGACAUCUGCUAUGAUUCGAAAACGUAUUGGUCUUGCCUCUGAACCACCUAUGCACUCACAAUCAACUGAUGAGCCACCACCAUCUAUUGCUACUGAAGAAGUAGAAGAAUUAUCUCCAGAAAUUUUUACAGAACCAGUAGACAUAACUAAAAUUACUACGUUGGAACAACGCUUACAACAUCCGGAAGUGCAAGCGGAAAAAGUAAAUGAACUACGUCCACAGCAUAGACAAUUUUUAGUUAAGAAAUCGCAACGGUGUCGAGUGUGCGACCAUUGUCUUAGUAAACCAGAUCUUUCUUCACAGUCUACCAAGUUCAAGAUUAAAUUAGCUGCAUUUUAUUAUGUACCAGAAGUAAGGAUUGUUUCUUGUGAACCACUUCGCCCAGGCAAAUCGAGCGAACUACUUUUAAAGUUUUGUAACCCAACUCAACAUCAAACUCAAGUAACCUUGUUACCAUUAGAUACACCAGUAAAUCCUACUGUAACAGUAGAAUGCGAGAAAGAGGAGGUUAAUGAGGAAGAUGCACCACAGGAAUCUGAAUCUCCAAAUUUACUACCUUCUAUUGUACGACAAAUUCCAAUAAUAGAAGAUGUUAAACCUAUAAAAAUUUCUGCAAAUGCAGAAUUAGUUUUGCCUCACAGUCCACUUAUUCUGCCACCCAGAGAUGACACUGUUGAAUAUGAUGAUACAGGUGAUACCAAUAACUUCCAAGAUGAUCCAAAGCUCGUGAUUUGGCGUAAGGGAAAUAAAGCAGUAAUAAAAUUGCAUGUAACUCCUCACGAGAAUAUCCAAGUGACUGAAGAUACUUCAGCUAUAGUUGGAUUUGUUAUGCAAUAUGGCUACGUGAAUACAAUUACAACAUUGGAACAUAAAGCACCUCAGAAGCUGGAUCUACAAGUCAAGCUAUAUCUCACUGUAGGAAACAUCCUGGAAUCUGCUUAGUAUAUGCUACCAUAAUACAGUGCAAUAUUAAUAUUUAUAAAUACUCCAAAAAUUUUGUUACAAUAAUCAAUUCUUAUAUAGUAUAUAUAAGCUGUA